This is a messenger RNA of Fusarium oxysporum Fo47, 654 nucleotides long. RefSeq lists its product as uncharacterized. The transcript has a single exon. Bases 1 to 654 code for a protein of 217 amino acids. The record is from RefSeq and is a predicted model, not a curated record. NCBI's taxonomy places the organism in Eukaryota, Fungi, Ascomycota, Sordariomycetes, Hypocreales, Nectriaceae.
AUGGCAAUUACCAGAAGCUCUGAGAAACUCUCAUCUAGAUCGUCUUUGACGCAGGUCGAACUUUACCAUAGUCACAAUGGCCCGUCCGCCAAUUUGUUCAGUUCCACCUCGACCGAGCUGAGACAACAGCAACAAUGUUAUCGUUUUUGUCGUUCCGAGGGACGCAGAAGAUCCGAACGAAUAGUAGCCCUCACGUCCGCAAGAGCCAGACCUACUCAAUCGUCUGGGAAGCUACCGGCCAUACCGACAAACUCUGUUGUUGAUCCGAGCCAAGCCAGAUCACGUCGCGUCCAAAAAUCCGAUCUUUCCCAGCGCCACAAGCGAUCAUGCAAACCAAGGUCCAACCACCUGACCAAACAUCCCAUGAUGGAUCUCAAACGCCUAAACGCAGCAAGCGUGCGGUACGCCAACGAAAUUCUUGACAGAUUAGAGAUUUUGGAUGUCCUCGCUAGAAAGUCGUCGUACGAAAGUAGGCGCAAAGCUGCUCUUGCGAUCGCAGCCACUCAGACUUUCAACCGUUAUACUAAGCAUUUUGGAAUUAUGGUGGCAGAUGAUAGGCCAAAGCUCUACGAACACGGAAUUAUUCAGCGGCUGAAUGAGAUUGUACUUAGUAGAACAGAGGGAAGUGGGUCACUGGGAUGCGCGCUGGUAUAA